GCCGCUUCGCCAUGUUAUCGAGGAAACGCUUCUUGUCCCGGGAGAAGAUUAACCGAAGGGGGCUUGAAACGCCGACAACAUCAAAUCAAAACCUCGAUCUUUUUAAUUCGUUAACUUUGAACUCGUAUUUUAAGCAGGCCGGCGAACCAGCGGGCCUGAACGGGUUUUGAUUCCGCCCCAUUGAUUAGAAGGCCAAAGCGGCUGCCAUGGAUUUUUAAGGCAUAAUGCGGCACCUUUAAUGCAACGGCAAUGCAUAGUGCAAGGCAAAAUCAACUGCGAAACUCCAUCUUCGCAACUGCCAAGCAGUUGGGCUCAAAUACCGUCCGCGGUAUACCUGCGAGCCAACCGGUACCGCUACUCCUGGACCGGAGGAAGCUAACGCUAGCCAGCUAGUCAUCUUAGCUGAAAACGUCGAAGUGAAAGAGAGUGGUCCCCAUCGAUUCAUCUGAAACCUCGCCAACACUACCGAUCAAAAUGAAGCCUCAAGACAUCGUCGCCGGGAAGACAAGCCUGUGGAUCUUCGGGUACGGGUCGCUGGUGUGGAAGCCCGACUUCAAGUACAAGAGGAGCAAGGUCGGCUACGUUCAAGGCUACAAGAGACGUUUCUGGCACGGAGACAACUUCCACCGCGGGAACGACCAGUUGCCCGGAAGAGUGGUGACGCUGAUCGAAGAUGAUGACGCGAGCACUUGGGGUGUGGCGUUCGAGGUGACGGGAUCUCAAGUCGAGGAGUCCCUGAAGUACCUGAACGUGCGCGAGGCGGUCUGCGGUGGCUACGUCACCAAGAUGGUGGAUUUCUUCGCUGAGGGGGAGAGCCAGCCCCCGGUCCAGGCGCUGCUGUACAUAGCCACCACAGACAACCCCCUCUACCUGGGGCCGGCCAGCCCGGAGGAGAUCGGCAUCCAGAUCGCCCUGUGCAGAGGGAAGUCGGGCCACAACCUGGAGUAUCUGCUCCGGCUGGCCGAGUUCAUGAGGAGCAGCUGCCCGCACGUGGAAGACCAUCACCUGUUCUCCAUCGAGGCCGCAGCGCUGACCGUGGUGUCCUAUCUGUUAGCAGCCCAGUAGCUCGUACCCUUUGUCUCACUAGCUUAUAAAGUGGAUGAAUACACACUACACUGAGGCUUUUCACCUGUCAUGCCAGUUUACUUAUGUUUUAUGUUGUGAGAUGAUGCGUCACACUACCAUCCAGUGUACUUGAAUCCAUUGAAUGUUACUGAAGUGAUAAUGAAAGGGAAGCAUGAUAAUAAGUGUUAAAAAAAACAAAGCUAGAACAUGACCUCAUGUUAACGUUGCAAUAUUACAUGCUACAUGUUUGUAAGUUUUACAAAAUGUGUAACUGAAUUGUUGACUAAACAUCUGCAAUUUUUUUUUAAUGCACACUUUUGUUUUGCACAGUUCAGAUUCCAUCCAGACGGUAAAGUAACUCACUGUGGUAGUUGAACCUGAAACAGCUGAUGUGAAGUUAUAGACCUGGUUUUUAAAAAGUUAAAAAUGGAAACUUUUUUUUUUAAUCCACUUUAAAAGAAAACGCCAAUAAAAAGUGAAAAGAA
This is a messenger RNA of Dicentrarchus labrax (European seabass), 1550 nucleotides long. RefSeq names its product ChaC, cation transport regulator homolog 1 (E. coli) (gene chac1). The coding region runs from base 475 to 1065 and encodes 196 amino acids. Lineage: Eukaryota; Metazoa; Chordata; Actinopteri; Moronidae. Gene Ontology annotation, biological process: glutathione catabolic process. Gene Ontology annotation, cellular component: cytoplasm. The record is from RefSeq and is a predicted model, not a curated record. The transcript has 3 exons. Gene Ontology annotation, molecular function: gamma-glutamylcyclotransferase activity; glutathione specific gamma-glutamylcyclotransferase activity.